Molecule: messenger RNA, 1233 nt
Organism: Eutrema salsugineum
Lineage: Eukaryota; Viridiplantae; Streptophyta; Magnoliopsida; Brassicales; Brassicaceae
Product: lysine--tRNA ligase
Exons: 11
Coding region: 1-1233 (410 amino acids)
Biological process (GO): lysyl-tRNA aminoacylation
Cellular component (GO): cytosol; cytoplasm
Molecular function (GO): tRNA binding; ATP binding; lysine-tRNA ligase activity
Source: RefSeq, a predicted model, not a curated record
AUGGAGCCUGGACCUGGUGAUGGAGCUGAACCCCUCAGCAAAAAUGCUAAGAGGGAAUUGGACAACACACAGAGGGAGGACAAGAGUAGGCGCAAGGAAGACGGAAAAGCCAGACAAGCUCUGAAGGCCAGCUCCCAAAGUCAGAAGACAAUGGCAGAAAACUAUGAGGUAGAGACUCCAAUGUUGCACAUGAUUCCCGGUGGAGCAGCUGCGCGUCCAUUUAUGACAGACCACAAUGAUCUGAACAUAAAGCAGUACAUGCGUAUCUCGCCUGAACUCCAUCUUAAGCAGCUUGUCGUUGGCGGCUUGGACCGUGUUUACGAGAUUGGAAAGCAAUUCAGAAACGAAGGUAUUGACUUGAUACACAAUCCAGAGUUCACCACUUGCGAGUUCUAUAUGGCUUACGCAGACUACCAUGACUUGAUGGAAAUGACCGAGGAUAUGUUGAGUGGUAUGGUCAAGGAACUAACAGGUGGUUACAAAGUCAAAUUCCAUGCUAAUGGGUAUAAUAAGGAGCCGAUCGAAAUCGACUUCACUCCUCCAUUCAGGAGGAUUGACAUGAUAGCAGAUUUAGAGAAGAUGGCCAACCUCAAUAUUCCAAAAUACUUGGCUAGCGAGGAAGCGAACAAGUAUCUGAUUGAUGCAUGCGCGAGGUUUGAUGUCGAAUGCGCACAUCCUAUGACAAGUGCACGUUUGCUGGAUAAACUUGUUGGACACUUUCUGGAAGGGACAUGUGUUAACCCCACUUUCAUAAUGAACCACCCCGAGAUUAUGAGUCCCUUGGCAAAAUCGCACAGAUCCAUCAAGGGCCUGACUGAAAGAUUUGAGUUGUUCAUCAACCAACACGAAAUUUGCAACGCCUACACUGAGUUGAAUGACCCUGUGGUACAGCGUCAGCGUUUUGCUGAUCAGCUCAAGGAUCGACAAUCUGGAGAUGAUGAAGCAAUGGCUAUGGAUGAGGCGUUUUGCACGGCUUUGGAAUAUGGGUUGCCUCCCACAGGUGGUUGGGGAUUGGGAAUAGACCGGCUUGCUAUGUUGCUUACCGACUCACAGAACAUCAAGGAGGUUAUUCUCUUCCCUGCAAUGAAACCUCAGGACGAGCCAGCUGCUGCAAGAGGUACAAUUUCUUUACUGAACAACUCUCCAGUAGCAGCUGAGAAUAACAAGUUUUGGGAAGUGCCAUUGUUCAGCUCUUUUGGCAAAACCAAAGAUAAUGGGGGUUUGCAUCUCUAG